Messenger RNA from Cetraspora pellucida, 482 nucleotides. The record is from the annotation of a GenBank genome assembly. NCBI's taxonomy places the organism in Eukaryota, Fungi, Glomeromycota, Glomeromycetes, Diversisporales, Gigasporaceae.
ACCAUCAUCAUGUUGAUAGAAAUUUUCAAGGGCAUAAUACUGCUAACCUUAAAGAUGAUAAAGUCAUAGAAUAUACAGAAAAUUCUUUAAAUCCAUCCUCAAAUGAAGUAAUUGGUUUGCCAGAUAUAACUAAUGCUUAUGAUAAUCAAAACUAUAAUAAGGGAAAUUCAGAAUUAAAUAAAAUAAGUAAUGCUGGCUCUUUGUAUCUUGAGCUUGUGAAAAGGCAGCAGAUGGAUCCUACUUUUCAUAUUGAUAUUCAAUUUGAGAGCAAGGACAAUUAUCUUAUAAGGCUUUGCUGGAUGAGCCCAAGUCAGCAGCAAUUGUGGGUCCAUUUUCACAAUGAUAUUCUUCUAGAUUCUAUAGCAAAAACUAAUUGUCAUUCAAUGAUCUUAUGUCUCGUGAUACUUGUGGAUAAUCAUAACCAUUCCCAUCUUGCAGCAGCUGCUAUUGUAUCUGAUAAAACUAAAGAUACUUAUGAAUAG